This is a messenger RNA of Suillus bovinus, 1155 nucleotides long. RefSeq names its product aspartic proteinase. Gene Ontology annotation, molecular function: aspartic-type endopeptidase activity. The transcript has 8 exons. The coding region runs from base 1 to 1155 and encodes 384 amino acids. Gene Ontology annotation, biological process: proteolysis. The record is from RefSeq and is a predicted model, not a curated record. NCBI's taxonomy places the organism in Eukaryota, Fungi, Basidiomycota, Agaricomycetes, Boletales, Suillaceae.
AUGCCGUUCCUGUUCCUCACGGCCAAAAACAGUUUAUCUGUCCUGAAACGUCGCUCCGAUGCGCGCACAACAAGUCGAUUAUUUAGUUAUUACUGUUUUCGCCUUCUUCACCUGAGGGGUGUUUUAACUAAACACAUCUGGUGGUACCAUCAACCUCUUGCAGCACGACCAAUCUCGCGCAACCGCUCUCAAAACCCAGUUGGCAUUGGCGACCCCGCCACGAUCUACAAUUUGCUUGUCGACACUGGUAGCUCACUCACAUGGGUUAACGCUGCAUCGUACGUGAAGACCAGCACUAGCGUUGACACUGGACAGGCUAUAUCGAGCUCCUACGGUUCUGGAACUGAAUACACCGAUACCGUCACUCUCGGUAAUCUCACCAUCAUCCAGCAGCCAAUCGGUGUUAUUUCCGAGUCUACUUUUACGGGCAUCACCGUCGGUGUCAUUGGCAUCGGGCCCCUAGACUUGACAGAGGGUAUCCUGAGAGGUUCACCACCCACUGCGACGAUCCCAACUGUCACUGACAACCUAUAUAUCCAAGACAUGAUCUCUCAGAUAGUUGUUGGUGUCUCUUUCGAGCCCACAACUUCGGAGUCAGACACCAACGGAGAGCUCACCUUCGGUGGAAUUGAUGCUAUCAAGUACACUGGUGCCGUUGCGUACACUCCUCUCACUACUACCGAACCCGCAUCCUACUACUGGGGUAUCAACGAGAGCAUCACUUACGGCUCUACGACCAUCUUGUCUGAGACGGCUGGUAUUGUUGACACUGGCACUACUCUCAUCCUUAUUGCCUCUAACGCCUUCAGCGCGUACCAGUCUGGAACCGGUGCUAUCGAGGACGAGACGACUGGUCUUUUCCGCAUUACGUCUACCCAGUACAGUGCACUCGUGAACCUGAACUUCAAUGUCGGCAAUAACACCUAUGCUCUCACCCCUAACGGCCAAAUCUGGCCUCGUGCCCUAAACACCUAUAUCGGUGGCAGUACCGACUACAUCUACCUCAUCGUCAACGACUUUGGCACUCCGAGUGGUGAAGGUCUCGACUUCAUCAACGGCUACACUUUCCUUGAGCGCUUUUACUCCGUGUUCGAUACCACCAACUCUCAAGUCGGUUUUGCCGCGACCGCAUACACGACUGCCACCACCAACUGA